CAGAAUAAAGGGAAUUGUGCUAGAAUUAAGCAAUGGAUAGCCAACCUGAGUCUCCACUCAGCAACACAGCCGAGGCUAAAGAACCCCCUGAGAAGAACCCACCAGACCCAAAUCGCCCUUCAGCCCGGCAUAGUUUAGCUUCAGACAUUCCAAUGGGCAGACGAAGACCCUCGUUUCUGUGCCUCAAAAUUCCAGAUAGAAGCGAAACCAGUUCUUCUGUGUCGGCUUCCUCCAGUUGGAGGGGCUCUUUGACCCAUUUGGGGUUGCCCUUGUUCACCCUCACAUCCCCCGAUGGUGACACUGGACGAAAAUUCAGUUUCGGUCUCGGUUUAAGAAGACAUUCCCACAACACGCUGCAUAAGACAGAGUCCAUGGUAUCGCUAUGCUUCCAGUCUCUGGUAUCCUUCGUCAAUAGUGAUAAUUUACCAGGACUUCAGUCCUUUCUGGAAACCAAACAACUUCAGAUAGAUGACAAAGACGAAAAUGGCACUACAGCUCUUAUGGUGGCUGCUACCAAAGGGAAAGGAGCUUUCGUUAAAGAGUUGCUCGCUCACGGUGCAGAUCCAAACGCCGAAGACAACGACAAUUGGUCUGCCCUACUUUGCGCUUCAAAAGAAGGGCAUUAUGAUAUAGUUUUGCAACUUUUGGAGCACAAUGCGGAAAUUGAUCAUCGAGACAUGGGUGGAUGGACGGCGCUUAUGUGGGCAACAUACAAAGGACACACGAAUGUUGCCAUUCACUUGCUGGAUAGAGGGGCUGAAGUUAACUCACAUGGAAACUUUCAUAUUUCGUCGCUAUUGUGGGCUGCUGGCCGAGGAUAUUUAGAGAUCACUAAGUCACUGAUAAAUCACGGAGCCAAAGUGAAUGUUGGGGACAAAUAUGGAACUACUGCCCUCGUUUGGGCCAGUAGGAAGGGAUAUACGGAAAUCGUUGAGCUGUUGCUCAAAGCCGGUGCUAACGUAGAUACGGCCGGUAUGUAUUCGUGGACUCCUUUGAUAGUGGCGACUUAUGGGAAUCAUGUGGAUGUUGUCAAUGUUCUUCUUGAACACAAGCCCAAUGUUAAUGCUUUGGACAAGGAUGGCUGCAGUCCUUUGACUAUUGCUUGCAAGGAAGGAUAUUACGAAAUUGCUAGCGCUCUUCUGACUGCAGGAGCCUAUAUCAAUAUCCAAGACAGAGUAGGAGAUACAAAUCUCAUUCAUGCAGUCAAGGGUGGACACAAAAACGUAGUGGAGGCUUUAUUAAAAAAAUACGCAGACGUAGACAUAGUUGGCAAGGAUCGAAAAUCAGCUAUCUAUGUGGCUGUUGAGAAAGGGAACGUUAGUAUAGUUAAAUUGCUGAUAAGUCACAAUCCCGACUUAGAAAACGCCACUAAAGACGGAGAUACACCUCUGCUGAAAGCUGUUAGGAAUCGUAACGCCGAGUUGGUGCAGUUGCUUCUGGAGAAAAAAUCCAAAGUCUCGGCUACAGACAAGAAAGGGGAUACCGUUCUGCAUAUUGCAAUGAGAGCGAGAUCCAAAGCGAUAGUGGAAAUUCUAUUAAGAAACCCCAAACAUAGUCAGUUAUUGUAUCGCCCGAACCGAGCAGGAGAAACACCAUAUAAUAUUGACAUGAAUCAUCCUAAAACCAUACUGGGUCAAAUAUUUGGAGCUAGACGAUUAAACACCAAUGAGGAUAACGAGAAUAUGUUAGGCUACGAUUUGUAUAGUAGUGCAUUGGCUGAUAUUUUGAGCGAACCUAGUUUAUCAAUGCCGAUCACUGUUGGACUAUAUGCGAAAUGGGGCAGUGGUAAAAGCUUUUUACUAAAAAAAUUACGAGACGAGAUGAAAAACUUUGCAAAAGAGUGGGUUGACCCAGCGUUUCAAUUUAGCACAUUGUUGUUUUCAAUAACAUUACAUCUAUCAAUCAUUGUUGCCACCAUUGUCUAUAUAGUUAUAGAAACCACCACAAAAGACCAACAGCCUGAAAUGUGGUCUUUUGGGGUUGGUGUUACAUUUUUCUCAUUGUGCUUUCUUUUCUUGUCCUUUAUUUGGUUUGCCAGCAAAAGCUAUGAUUGGGAUUGGCCGUAUAAUUUUAAUAUUAAAUUAACCAGGAAAUUGACCAAUCUCAAACUGGUAUUGGAAAUAUUGUUUUGUCACCCACCAGGUGCUUCAACUCAAGAUGGAAUGUCUGCACAACCAAUACGAUUCUAUUUCACCGACCAAACCAGGGUGAGCAGUACCACCGGUGGUGAAAAUUCGGUUGUUCAAAUGAUCGGAUCUCUAUAUGAUUCAAUAGAAAGCCGCUAUGGAACUCUAUCCACUCGACUUUACAGAGCUUUCAAGCCAAAGCCUGUGAAAUCGUCCUCGACAUGGACCUGGAGGAAAAUGUGUUGCGUGCCAUAUAUUAUUAUAUUUGAAGUCACCUUUUGCAUGAUAAUUGUGGGAGUAAAUGCAUUAACCUACUACUUAAAGAGAAUAUAUUCUGAGACAUCUGAGGAUCUUAGCGUAGCCAAGCCUUCCCUCGAAAUAAUCCUCAUAGGCGCAGCUUUGUUAUUGGCAGUUGCUACUGUAGCUAAUGCGUACACUUGGAGCAAACUGUUCAUGUCCGUGCUGUUUUCCCAGAGGAGGCAUUUGCAGAGGUCGAUUACAAAUUUGGAUGUUUUGAAAAGCGAGGGACUUUUGCAAGCGUUACGGCAAGAGGUGAAUCUCAUGAAGGAUAUGGUAAAAUGCUUGGACGGCCUCAGUGCAGAACAAACCAGAUUAGUCAUAAUUGUUGAUGGACUGGACAGCUGUGAGCAGGAGAAGGUUUUACUCAUCCUAGAUACGGUUCAUAUGCUCUUUUCCGACGCCAAUUCACCUUUCAUUGUCGUACUUGCAAUUGAUCCUCAUGUAAUUGCUAAGGCGGUGGAAAUGAACGCUCGACGACUUUUUACCGAAACCAACAUAGGGGGUCACAGCUACUUAAACAACAUGGUCCAUCUACCAUUCUACCUACAAAAUUCAGGCCUCAGAAAAGUUAAAGUGGCUCAGCAAACUUCUGCAGCCCAUAGGAAAGCUCAAGGAAGCGCCGGGGGAUGGUCCGAAAACGAUGAGAAUUUAAAUACAUUCCUUGCUCGAUCUUCUUCUAAUCGUCGGCUAUCCAAUGAGAAUACGCUGGUUUCAGCUAGCAAGGAAAACUUAAAAUAUGCGGGCGCUAGAAAGGGAUCGAGAAAGCUGAAACUCUCAGACUCAGUAGCUAGUUCCAUUGGAUCGAAUCUCAAUAGGAUAGGUGGAGCUCAAGAUUUGACUAAGAUGCUCCUCACAGAUGACUAUUUCAGUGACGUGAAUCCGCGGUCAAUGAGAAGACUGAUGAAUGUUGUAUACGUUACAGGUCGUUUGCUUAAGGCCUUCCAAAUAGACUUUAACUGGUAUCGAUUAGCUUCGUGGAUCAAUAUAACGGAACAGUGGCCGUUUAGGACUUCUUGGAUCAUUUAUCACUAUGACCUCUACGAGGAUCAAUUAGAGGAUAGUACGCCUUUGAAGUCGAUAUAUGAUAAAAUACGUCCACUUAUUCCAUCCAUUAAAGAUUCGGAACCGUUACUCGAAUUGGAUAGGGAUGAAAAGAAAUUUGAUAUAUUCCUAACAUUUCACAGAUCUAGCUUAUUGGUCAGCGACCUGAAAAUAUUCCUGCCCUUUACUAUUAAUCUAGAUCCUUAUUUAAAGAAAGUGAUAAAAGAAGAGACACAAGGCUUAGAUGAGGAUGGACUGUUUAUGCCUGUUCGGCCGCAAUAUCCUACCCAGGCGCAGCAUCCGAUGCAAACUUGGACCAAUCAAAUGUCGGCAGAUUGGGGAGCUUCUUCUAGGCCGUAUAUGAAUUGUGUUAAUAUGCGUGAGAGGCGUCAGAUUGUGAACUUAUCAAAAGUAGGCCCUCCUCCUGGCUUACCAUACGGACAAGUAGGCGCCAUUCAAUCACCUUGGGCCCAGUUUGAUCCAUUGGGAAGUGCCGCCAGUGUUUCCAGAGCUUCCUCGGGACUUCCACCUGUAACGCUUCUAGAACAUGAAUCGAUGAGUAUGAGGCUUUCAACUUUAAAUGUGGAAGGAGUUUGUAAGUUAUUGUCUUCCCUGGAAGAUCUGAAUCAGACCGUCGUGCCGAAAUACAUUCGGCUAAUCAAGGAGAACAACAUCAAUGGAAAAGUGUUGCUACAUUGCGAUUUGGAUGACUUGAAGAAGUUAUUGCAAAUGUCUUUUGGAGACUGGGAAAUGUUUAAAGUAACCCUGAUUCAAUUGAGAGAGUACGAGAUAGCCAGUAUAUUUCAGCAGAACGAUGUGCCUCAGACCGUUCCUCGAAAACCUGAAAGAAAAACAAGCGUAAAAGGCAGUAACAGUGGAGUAGAUAAAGCCGACAGCAAAAUGCAAACUGAAGUUCCUAGAGAAAGAAAACAAAGUGUCAUUGAGAAACAGGUUACGCUUGAAGAGCAAAUGAUUUGCGGCGCAUUGCAAACUCUGAACGAAGAAGCGUGCGAAGACGUAUUUGAGGAAACUGAGGAGGCGCAAGUGAUAAUUGAUCAAGAGCUACCACAAACCACAGUGAUACCGCCCAGUCCUGAUUGUCCUCAAGAUAAUCAAGUCGCUGCGCUCUCUCGUGGAAACCGAUCUCGUACCAACAGUUCUUCAGGUAUAGGUGAGACCGAUUUCGUGCUUUUACAAUCAUCGCCCGUCGGUCACAUGCAUUGGCAGCCAGUCGGAAUAUCUAUAGCUGGAUAUUCGGAAAGCCUGAGCGGUAAUAGUUCUAGAUGUAAUUCUCAGCCACCCUCUCCAGUACAAGAACGUCGCUACUCCAACGGCAAUAAGACCACUAUAAAAUAUGCUCAAGAAAUUCCAAACAGAGGCAGGCAUGUGGUGAUUAAAACGGAUUCAGAUGCCCAAAGAGUCAGUAUUUCCAGCAAUAAUUCCACGGUUGUUUAUGAGAGCUCGAGCAAACAGCCAGAUUGUCCUCAGCCGCGAAUGGCCACUCAAAGGCCUAGUAGUUUGUCUUUAGGACAGAAAGAACCGAAUCCACAUAGGCUGGCUCUGAGAAAUCGGUCUAAAAGUAUCGACAAUAGUAACCACUUCCGCAAAGAUCGUUCCAGAGAGAGACUGUCUAGUAGAGAGCGCUUGCAACGUUUCAAGGAAAAGCUGCUGCAAUCAAGUCCGGAUUUGAAUGAGACUAGCGAUGAGAGCACUCCAUUGGUCUCCGAAGUUUCCUCACCAUCUAACAAGUCAGGGCAAAGCUCUGGCUCGAAAACCAGUUCAGAUAGAUGCCAAGCAUCUCCAACGAAUGCAACCCUCGAUAGGGACAUUAAAAAGCACACGAGAAGCGAACAAAAUUUAACAGAUUCGCCGGAUUACUCCCCAUUCCAUCCCUCUAUAACCGACUGUGAUUAUGAUAGGGAUUCGAAUACACAUGGAACGACCCACGCACUAUCUCCAGACCGUUACCAGGCGCGAUCCAGAACUUUGUCCGAAAACUCCGAUAGUUCUUUGACGGCUUUCCUGCCCGAUGGUCAUACCAAAGACGAUUUGACUAACAGCAAUUACAGCUUGCAAAGUUUAUCUUCGGGUUCCGGACACUUGUCUAGACAAAAUGCGCUUGAUUCCGAAGAGAAUCUCACCGAUGUGUAUUGCAAUCCAUCUAGAAUCAAUUGAAAUCAGUUUGGUUUCAAUUGGGGUAUUUUUUGAAGCGCAAAUAGUAACUUCUUUUGAAAACGCCAGUCAAUUGGCUGCGGUACUUAAAUAAAUGUGAUGGUGAAGUAAGAUUAUUGUUAGCAAUCCGAGCGAGUAUUAGUUGUAGAUUUAGCGAUAUUUGGCAAAUGGUAUCUAAUAAAAAGGACAACUAGUUACAAACACA
Molecule: messenger RNA, 5844 nt
Organism: Dendroctonus ponderosae (mountain pine beetle)
Lineage: Eukaryota; Metazoa; Arthropoda; Insecta; Coleoptera; Curculionidae
Product: kinase D-interacting substrate of 220 kDa B
Exons: 28
Coding region: 33-5642 (1869 amino acids)
Molecular function (GO): protein binding
Source: RefSeq, a predicted model, not a curated record